Messenger RNA from Thyridium curvatum, 1098 nucleotides. RefSeq lists its product as uncharacterized. Gene Ontology annotation, biological process: transmembrane transport. Bases 1 to 1098 code for a protein of 365 amino acids. The transcript has a single exon. Gene Ontology annotation, molecular function: transmembrane transporter activity. NCBI's taxonomy places the organism in Eukaryota, Fungi, Ascomycota, Sordariomycetes, Thyridiales, Thyridiaceae. The record is from RefSeq and is a predicted model, not a curated record.
AUGCUUUGGGUUGUCUGUCUCGCUCUCCUCAGCGACACCGUGGGACAAAAUGGGAUCGGCCAGGCCGUGGGCAUCAUUGGCAUCCCCAUGAGUGUCGGCCCCAUCAUUGGACCUCUGCUGGGUGGCGUUAUUUAUGCAUACGGCGGCUACUUUGCCGUCUUUGGCUUGAUGUUCGGUCUUCUCGCCAUAGAUGCCGUGCUGCGGCUCCUCCUCGUCGAAAAGAAGGUCGCUCGCAAGUGGCUCGAAAGCGGACAGAACACCCAGCCAGAAGCGGCGGUUCCCUCGGCCGACAACAAGGACGAAGCUGUGAGCCCUGUGCCUGAGUCGGUCGAUACGUGCGAGACUCCCACCGUACCGCGGGUCGACAACGAUGGUACCCAGGCUCCAAGCUCCCAGAAUUCGAAAACUAGCCGCCGGCUGCCUGCCGUCUUCCGCCUCCUGCUCAAUCCGAGGAUCACUGUCGGCAUCAUCGGCGGCCUUCUCCAGUCCGCACUCAACGUAGCGUUCGACAGCACCCUGCCCCUUGUCGUCGAGGACAUCUUUGGCUGGAACCAGACUGGCCAGGGUCUCAUCUUUAUCACUAUUCUCAUCCCUUCCCUGCUUCAGCCCGUCUUCGGCCGGAUCACCGACAAGUACCAGCAAGGUCGCCGCCUCCUCGGCGCGGGAGGUUGCCUGCUCGCCACGCCGUUCUAUGUUCUCUUGCGUCUCGUGACUCACGACUCGAUAGGCCAAAAGGUCCUCCUUUGUGUCUUGCUCGUCAUUAUCGGCCUGGCCAUGGCGAUAUCUAUGCCGGCUAUCAUCGCGGAGAUUGGAACGGCGGUCGAGGAUCAGGAGAAAGAAGAUCCGCAAGCUGUGAAAGGGGGGGUUGUUGCUACUGGAUGGAGUCUUGUCAACGCUGCAUACGCAGCUGGUUGCCUAAUCGGUCCCUUGUUCGCCGGUCUAAUCCGGAACGCAGCGGGGUGGCAGACAACGACAUGGUGCUUGGGAUUGUUGAGUGGAGUGACAGGCGUUUUUGUUCUUCUCUUCCUGGAUGGAUGGAUAGGAAAGAGGACGCCAAAGGCUUUGAUAGCUAAAGCAGCGAAGGAGGGAUCUGGUUAG